AUGUUUGGCUUUGGAGAACUUUGUCCCCAGGCUGCGGAUUCGGAGGAGCCCAGGGCUUCAGUGGUCCUCAAGGCUUUGGAGGCGGUUUUGGCGGACAAAACUUUGGACAAGGAUUCGGCCACGGCAUGCAGGGCGGAUUCGGCCAAAGCGGAUUCAGGCCCGGAAUGCAACAAGCCGGGUUCGGCGGAGCAGGGUUCAGUAGCGGCGGUGGCCAAGGGAGCUACGGAGGCAAUCAAGGCAUGUACGGCGGUAAUAUGCAAAAUGGCAUGCAAGCUUCGCGCCAAGGCCAAAGCCAAGGACAAAGUCAAAGCGGCUACAGCCAGCAAGCUAGCUACGGUGGUGGCCAGGCCGGCUAUGGAGGCAGCUACCAAAACGGAUACGGUCAAUAGUCCUGUCCAGUCUGUGCAAUAUGACUUUACUAUAAGUGUAACAAGUUUGUGA
Molecule: messenger RNA, 441 nt
Organism: Spodoptera exigua (beet armyworm)
Lineage: Eukaryota; Metazoa; Arthropoda; Insecta; Lepidoptera; Noctuidae
Source: the annotation of a GenBank genome assembly